This is a messenger RNA of Sinocyclocheilus grahami, 4274 nucleotides long. RefSeq names its product zinc finger and BTB domain-containing protein 37-like. Gene Ontology annotation, biological process: regulation of transcription by RNA polymerase II. The coding region runs from base 605 to 2170 and encodes 521 amino acids. NCBI's taxonomy places the organism in Eukaryota, Metazoa, Chordata, Actinopteri, Cypriniformes, Cyprinidae. The record is from RefSeq and is a predicted model, not a curated record. The transcript has 4 exons. Gene Ontology annotation, molecular function: RNA polymerase II cis-regulatory region sequence-specific DNA binding; DNA-binding transcription factor activity, RNA polymerase II-specific; protein binding.
CUAUGGCUGUGGUGCGACAGAACUACAUUUCCCAGAAUGCCAUUUUCUGUACAUUGGCUCAUGUUAUACAUGGGGGAAUAUGAGAGCGGCGGAGGAACCGAAAGCGACAGCAGAAUCCCUGGCGAUAAGUAUAACGAUAAAUAGUGGUCGUAAAAUGGGGGAAAUUCAAUGCCAAAUCACUCAGAACAGGCUGUCGUAAAAGGAAUAUCGUAUUUUGGUGUUCUGUUUUUUAUAACUAUAAAUUUGGCGUGGACUGGGGUAAGGCACCUCCCUGCCUGCUCUGCGCCGGGGUGUGUGCGCGUUUUUCGGUUAGGCUUCAUCGCAUCACCGCGCUGCAGUGUGUUACUGGAACCGACCUGAGGUGCCACGCCGCCGGUUACAGCUACCCUGCGCCGUCGGCCGAUACUAUGUCAGAAACAGAGAGAGACAAAGUAACACUGCGAAUCAAUCCUACUGACCUAUGCAAUGAAAAAAUGACUACUUUGCUCUCUAACAGCUGUGGUUUGUAGCCAUAAAGAAGUGCAAGUGUGCCGAAAAAUAGAGUGGAGCGAUUUUUGUGCCUGUUAUUAAAAAGCUUUGAAAAGCAGCGCAAUAGGCAGCCCGCAUGGAACGAGCAGGAAGCAUCCAACUUGAUAUUCCGGACUUCAGCAACUCCGUCCUGUCGCAUCUGAACCAGUUGCGAAUACAGGGCCGUCUAUGUGACAUCGUGGUCAAUGUUCAGGGCCACAGUUUUCGUGCCCACAAGGUGGUCCUCGCCGCCAGCUCCCCCUACUUCAGGGACCACAUGUCACUGAGCGACAUGAGCACCGUCUCCAUAUCAGUGAUCCGCAACCCAACCGUGUUCGAGCAACUCCUUUCAUUUUGCUACACAGGACGCUUGUGCUUGCAGCUCGCCGAUAUCAUCAGCUACCUGACGGCUGCCAGCUUCCUUCAGAUGCAGCACAUUAUUGACCGUUGCACUCAGAUUUUAGAGGGAAUUCACUUUAAGAUCAGUUUGUCAGAUGUGGAAGAGGAGCUUGGGAACGGGGCCCACAGGACCGCCAACCAAACCUUUGAGUCAGGAAGAGGUGGGACCGGGCUUGGUGGGUCCCGCUCCCUAAGUCCCAGGCAUACCAGUUCCCGAUUGAUUGGCAACACUGGGGUGAUCAACAUCCGUGAUGUGAGGGAAGUCAGAGAGAUCAGUCCCCCUGGGGAGUCCAUGAGCCCCCAGAUAGUGGAGCACAGUGGCAUUGGCUCGGAGGAGGUGGGAACUGGGAAAGAGCCCAUUCUCCGUAUUAACCGAGCCGGGCAGUGGUAUGUCGAGACGGGGACUGAGGUGGAGAGAGGCGGAGAGGAGAACGUGCGGAUGGUGGAUGGGUUUCGGAUUAAGACGGAAAGGAUGGAUGAGUGGAUGGGGGCGGAGACCCAGGCAUCGGCGGAGGAGGGCAGUGGGGCAGAGGAGGGGCCGACGGUGAUGAUUGACACCUCAGGACGUAGCACACUGGUUCAGGAAGGAGGAAGAGGUGGGAAAAGCUCCCAGCCGUCCAGUAGCUUCAGUGAAACAGAGAGGUUUAGUCCAACAGGAAGUGUGGUUGUAAUGGCUGAUCGCCAGAGAGCCAAGAGUGAGUCUCCAGGAAGAGUUGACGAUCAGAGACACCCCACCUCACAGGGAGAGGAACAAGCCGUGUUUGACAUGGGGGGAUAUGAGGAGUACUUACGAGAACAGGUAGGUGACCGGUGGUUCCGCUACAACCCCCGUCUCACCUGCAUUUACUGCUGCAAGUCCUUCAACCAGAAGGGCAGCCUAGAUCGCCACAUGCGCCUGCACAUGGGCAUUACCCCCUUCGUUUGCCGAAUCUGCGGGAAGAAGUACACCCGCAAGGACCAACUCGAGUACCACAUCCGUAAGCACACAGGAAACAAGCCCUUCCAUUGCCACGUCUGUGGCAAGAGCUUCCCGUUCCAGGCAAUCCUCAACCAGCACUUCCGCAAGAACCAUCCAGGCUGCGCCCCACAGGAGGUGUCCCACAGUGCCUCGCCCGAGACCACCACGGUCACCUCCCGUGGAGGCCAAAACGAAGAUGAGUCACCCUCCCAGGAGGAUGCCGAGGGCAAUGGUGGAGGGGGAGGUGCCGGCUCGUCCUUCGGAGAAGGGGUUCAACCUUCGGUAUCCACUACUGGGCCCGACUGAAAGGCUUUGAAGGAAAACGUUACAAGUUUAGGGAGACGCAGGACCUUAUCUUGAGAGUUCCCUCUGUCCCUUGUCUCCCACCAUCCACACUGAAAUUGCAAGUUGGAAGGAGUUGAGUGAGCAGGAGUUUCUCUCAGCUGCUGUCAACGAGGAAUGGAUCAAAUAAGAGAGAGUCUUCUGCAUCCUACUUGGAUGGAGAACCUUUAUUUUUUCCAGUGAUAACAAAGAUGCAAGGAACAAUUUGCUAGGAAUAGUAUUCUCUAGGGAUUUAUAAAUGGUAUUUCCGCUUUAAACCACAUCUACCUUCACCAUACAAACUGAACAGGACAUCAAUAUAUGAAGACAAGCCACACUCCCAACAACCUCACACACCACUGGAUGCAGUGAUUUUUGUUUUAUUUUUUUGUUUUCCUGUCUUUUAUAUGUUAAAUUUUUUUAUAUUUUUGUACUACUACAGACCUUUCAGGAUAAACUAAAAGAGAAGCUCUAGCUAUGAUUUGGUCAAAUUGCAUCGAAAUUGCCAAACGUCUCUGUGCCAGAAGAUGAGUUAUAAAAUGAGAGGACAUCGUAGUCCUUCGCUACUUUGCCUUGAGACAAUCUUGAUAAAUUAACCUGGGGCUAGACUUUGCACUCCCCAGCCAUGGCAAGCUUAGGAAAACGGGUUCAGUUUUUUAUUAGGGACCCUCAGGUCUGACCUAACAUCAGAUUCUUGAUUUAUUUUUUGUUUUGUGUUAAGUGCUGAUCCGGUCUGCCGUAGAACCGAAACGCAUUACUCACAAUUAGCCUCCACGCAAGGAAAUUGUAGUUAUAGAACUUCGGGUUUAUAACAAGAAACAGUCACGUCAUAUUAUUUUACUUUUUUAUUUUAAUAAUGUUGGUGGAAAUACUGUGAUAUAGGCACGCUGGUGAAAAGACGAAAGUAGAGUAUAGCAGUGACAUAUGUAUUUAUUUCACAUUUAAUUCUCGUUAAGGCCUUCAUACAUCUCCAAACUCAACAACUCAGCUGCUGAAUGUUGGCGAUACAGUGAUAUAAAAUACAGGAAAUCCUUCAACCUCAGAUAAGCUACAAUAGACCGCUCAGUUACCUCUCUCUCACAUCACUACGCAAUACCGAUCUGUCGCACGCAGAUGUGUGGAUGCACUCAGCCGAAUUUUAUGUUCAGUGUUUAUUUCUUUUCAUACGUUUUAAGUCACUCGUUGAGAUUUGCAAGUCUCACCAAAUUGUUUUACUGGUCUGCCGAUAUUUUGUUUGUAAGAAUGUGUUUGAGCAGGGGGAAAGGUGUCCCUCAGAGGACAUAACCUUCUUCCUUUUUUGUGUUAAGAGCACGGACUUGGUUGUCGAUGCUGUUUUGGAAAACAGAAACCGUAUGUCUGUGAUGACUGGGAAAUGCCGAAAUGCCACGGAAUGACUGAGUAUAAGAUUUCCCUUCAUCUGAUGGAAGGCACUUUAACCUUGGGCCAUUGGCUUAUGAACAGAUGUUUCCAGCUGGUGCUAUGACGUGAAUUUACUGAAGCUUUCAGUAACCAAAGGAACUGAAAUUUAUUGUGGAAGAUCUUAAACCUUCUUCAAUCUUCAAAGGGCGAAAAAAGAGAUUACAUCAGGCACUUAAAGAAUGGGUGGGGGUGUUUUUGUUUUGAGAAUAUUUGUAUAUCUAUAUACAUGUGCCACUUAUGCAUAUUUAGACAAAUUUAUACUUGUAAUAACUAUUCAGAGACAGUUUCUAGAAUGAUCAACAAAAAGCAAAGGUGUUUUAAGCUAAAGUAAAGCUGUUAUCAUUUUUAUAAGGCUGUGAAUCACACUUGGUUGUGACUGAUUUUUUUAGGAAAGGGUUGAUGCAUAUAAAAAUCAGCUACUGAUGUUUCCAAUAGGGAUUUUGUGCACCUCACUUCAUAUAAACGCAGGUUAGAACUUACUUUUACCAUUUCUCACAUCUGUGAACACAGGUCAGCAGGUAAACACUUCUUAUAAAUAUCAGGAACUCACUGUUUACUUUUUGUGUUUACCUUUUUUGGUUUGUACCAAGCAGAUUUUCUUACUUGGAAUUCUAGCUCUGGGUAACUUGGCUCGACAUACAGUAUUUCACAAGUGCAGCAAAAAAAAAAA